This is a messenger RNA of Mesocricetus auratus (golden hamster), 4352 nucleotides long. It is a transcript of the gene Ccdc177, whose product is annotated as coiled-coil domain containing 177. Lineage: Eukaryota; Metazoa; Chordata; Mammalia; Rodentia; Cricetidae. The transcript is spliced from 2 exons. The record is from RefSeq and is a predicted model, not a curated record. The coding region runs from base 334 to 2448 and encodes 704 amino acids.
GUACCUUGGCGGUAGAGGUGGAGAUGGAUGCAGCGGCGAGGGGACCCAGCUUCCUUUUUUAAGAAUCAGUGUGAGCAAGAGAACAGAGCCUCGUUAUUUUAGGGAGACUUUGUCGCACUCCCCCUUCCCCGGGUAGGUAGCGUCUGGGAUGUGUGCACCCUGUUCACAGUCCCUCAUGGAGAGACGCUGGAUGCUGCAGCCGGCAGUAACCCGACCCCGCCGGCGCAGGGACUGAAGAGGAGCCAGGGAAAGCCGCUAGAGGUGAACAAAAGCCCUCGGUGUGGGGGCCGGAGCCCGGACCUGGGGGACUCCAACAAAGGACGAGGCUCAGCUAUGGUGGACCCGGUGCCAGAAGAGGAGAAAGAGGGAGCGGAGCCUGGUGGCUCAGAAGGGGAUGGGGCCACAGCGUCCGUGCCCCCAGAUGCCCAGGGAGCCCAACAGCCUGCUGCCUCCUCGACCUCCGCCUCCGCGGCGGCUGCGGCUCCACGCAAGGCCGAAGUCCCCUGCGGAGCAGAAGGUGGGCGUCGCGAGCAGUCCCCGCUGCUGCACCUCGAUCUCUUCAACUUCACCUGCCCGGAGGCAGAGGGCAGCCGCUAUGUCCUGACCAGCCCCCGCUCGCUGGAGGCCUGUGCCCGCUGUGCCGUCAAGCCAGUGGAACUGCUGCCUCGGGCCCUGGCCGACCUGGUGCGCGAGGCUCCGGGCCGCUCCAUGCGAGUGGCCACUGGCCUGUAUGAGGCCUACGAGGCCGAGCGGCUCGCCAAACUGCAGCAGUGCCGUGCUGAGCGCGAACGCAUCAUGCGCGAGGAGAAGCGGCGCCUGUUCACGCCCAAGGGCCCAGCUGCAGCCCCGGCCUCCGCCUCCGCUUCGGCGCCGAGCGCGGGCGGCAGCAGCAGCAGCUGCAGCAGCAGUAGCCUCCCGGCCUCGCCCGCCUCGAGGGUUGCUCGAAGGACUUCUCCCAGUCCCCCCGCCAGGACCCGACCUCCUCCCGCAGGUUCUCGGACAGGUAGGAAGAGCCACUCGCUGGACUCGCUGUCCCGCCGGCGGGACGGUGCCCUCAGCUCCGAGUCCGGCGCCUCGUCAUCGUCCUACAGCGGGGAGAGCCUUCGGGAGCUUCGCUGGCCACCUCGAGCUUCAGCCAGGAACAGCUGCCCCGCGGGGUCCGCGUCGUCUGCACCCAACCCACUGGGCCGCCCUUCGGCCCUCGAUUUGGUCCCACUCACAGCCCGCAGCUUCAGCCUCGGCGACCUGAGCCACUCGCCUCAGACCGCUCAGCAUGUGGAGCGCAUCGUGCGCCAAGUGCGCGCUGAGCGAGGCCUGCGCGGGGUACCCGAGCGCGACCGCAAGAUCGCCGCUCUCAUGCUGGCCAGACACCAGGAGGAGCGCCUGUUGCUGGAGCAACGCGCCGCCGCCCACGGCCAGUGGGAGCAACAGCGCGUGCGCGCCGAGCAGCGGCGGGAGCGCGAGGAACGCGAGAAGCAGCGCGCGCUGGAGCAGGGCCGGCGCGCCUGGGCCGCGCAGGUGGAGGAGCGCCGGGGCCGCCGGGGCCGGGAGGAACGGGAGGCCGCGCGGAGGCGGCAGCAGCAGUGUGAGCGCAGCGAGGAGCGGCGGCGGGAGCUGGCGGAGCGCCAGGGCCUGCUGCGGCGGGAGAAGGCGGAACGCGCGGCGCGCGACGACCGCCUGCGCAAGCUGCAGCAGGAGCAGAACCUGAAGCAGCGGGAGGAGGGCCUGCAGGAAGGGCGGGAGCGCGCAGAGCUGGCCCGCCGGGAGCGCGCCCAGCGCGCGGCGCGGGCCAAGCAGCGACAAGAGGGUCAGCUGCAGCGGGAGAAGCGGGAGCUGAGCCGGGCCGAGCGGGCGCGCCACGAGGCCCUGCUUCGAGGCCGAGUCCGGCAGCAGCACGAGGAGCGGGAGGGCCUGCGGAGCUCCCUGGAGGCUAGCUUGGGCCGCGCGCAGGAGAACUACGAGCAGCUGCAGGAGCAGCGCGCCAGGGAGCUUCGGGAGCGAGCCCGGAAGGAGGAGCUGCAGGGUCGGCGGGCUAAGGAAGCGGCCGAACGCAAAGAGCGGGAGCAUCAGGCGCACUUGGAGGCGCUGGCGCGGGCCGGAGAACGGCGGCUGCAGCAUGCGGCGCAGGUGGCGGAAGAGGCGGUGCAGCAGAAAGCCCGGCGCGUGGUUCAGACUCGACUGGAGAAGGAGAGGACUCAGCGCGCCAACAAGGAGAAGGUGGAGCGAGAUGAAGACUGCCGCCGCCGGGAGCUGCUGCAGGCCAUUGGGCGUAAGCUGGAGCGCAGCGAGCAGCUGUCUCGAGAACGGCGAAGCGCGCUGGAGAGCGCUCGCUCCACAGCCCGGGCCUCCUUCCAUGUGCGGGAGAAGGUGCGGGAGGAGACCAACACGCGCUCUUUUGAUCGCAUGGUUCGAGAGGCCCAGCUGCAUGCCAGCCUGGACCGCAAAUGACAGCCGCCCUGAGCAGGCCAUGCCGCUUUAUCGAGACAGGUGGGGCCCUCCCUUAGCCACUUUGACUAAACUUCAGGCAUCUCCAGUCCAGGUGCCACACCACGAACUCCCCAGACUAAUGAACCAUGAGACAGUGAGAAGCCAGACAGGGUACUUUUCCGUCGGCCACCGUUGCUUUACAGACGCCCUUCCUUUGGAAAGGAUAUGGCACAAUUUACCCACAUCCACCUGUGUCUUUGGGUUGGAAUAGAAAAUAGGUGGGGAGGGGGAGGGUCCCCCUAGGAGAGAGCACAGAGGUGAAUGUCGGGUUUUCUGCCACAGCUGCCUUGGGCAUCUUUCUGACAUUUGUGUUCAAAACGACUUUCAAUUGCAACAGCCCAGGGGAUAUCGCCGAGACUCACCGCUAUCUUCCAAAACACAAGUUGCACAGAACUUAAAAAGUCUCCCAAGAAAGCACAGUUCUUCGAAGAUGUUAGCUUAUGCACAAGUGACCAUACAAGCUAUUUGUUUUGAGCGCUGGACAGUUCAUCAGACACCUGAACAAAUUCUCCCGUUCCCAUAAUUUUUUUCAGUUGAGUCCCUAGACUUCCUAGUUAGACAAUCAUUUGCAGAUACUAAUCACUUAUUCUCCCACACGGCAUAAGAAAUGGGUUGGUUUGGUGAUGCCGUUUAGGUUUAAUGGAAGCCCUCCGUCCCCCGCCGUCCCGGAGGUGGUGGUGCCCUUAGGCAGCAGUGUUCCACCCUGUGAGGCUUCCCUAGAUUUCAGUGGAGGCAGUGUCUGAUGGCCAGCUCCCGCAGACACAAGCUAUUGCCUUACAAAGCAGAGCGACCUUCUGUGCCUGCCCAGGCCGCUCUUGCCCAAAGCCCCAGCCUUGAAUGAAGUUUCAAGGGUGAAACCCUGAAGAGUCUGGAGUGUGUGAGAUUCCCUCUGUGAAAGUCAGUUCAGUGCCCUGAGGACAAUUUAGGAUCCUUGGCCGCUUGACUGGUGGCUGAAGGGUUAGCAUUGCUCUGCGUUGAGCUGUGCUGUUGUGGGUGGGGUGUCACUCUCCCCUAGGAGACAAAGAGUCUCCCCUCUUUAAGUUCCCAGUACCCUCUCACUUAUACCUGAAGUAUUUAUCCGUCUCUUGGUGCCUCACCUUGCCCAUCUACCAGAUGGGGCCAUCAGAACUCUUCUGGUACCUCAAGGUCUCCUGGAUCCAAAGCGCAGUGUUGGUCUCCUUUGUGCCUUUCUUGACCUGGAGUUGGGAGGCGGGAGGACUGCCAUUACCCUAGUUUGUGUCUGGUAAUAUGGAUUGCUGGCCUUAGACAGGGCAGUUCAACACAGAGAGAUGGUCUUCUAGUGUCUGAGGGGUGUGUGUGUGUGUGUAUCAGGGGGUACCUGUAAUACCAAGCAAGCCGUUUCCUGGUCAGAAGGUUCAGUUAUCAUUAGGCAAUUUUAACCCGUAGAGUGCUCCUUCCACAAAGCUGAAACGGACCCCACUCUUAUCCACCUAUCAGCUGGGUCUUGGCCCGGGAAAGUGGGAAGUGAACCAUCCCACUUUUUACAUUAAAUUAAGAUCAGGAAGUUUAAAAAAACUUACCAAAAAGACAGGAAUCAGGGUAGAGAUGUACUGCAUUAGAUGUGUUUUGUGUAUAUUCUGCUGGCAGAAUCGUCCCUAAAAUGACUGGUUAUUGCCCACACCCCUCAUUGACCCUACCCCAUCACAUGCUAAGAGUAGUCUUGUGUAGAAGAAAGCUGUGUUUAGGUGUCACGUGUGAGAUGAUGUGAAGCCAGGAAAGGAGCUAUGUACCAAGGCUUAUUUCUUGAAUGGGUGGUUUUCUCCUCAAAAAUCCUUCUUGUCGGUGAGCUGUAAUAACUGGUGUUGUCUCUGGGACAGGAGUGUUUAACUAAAAAGUUGAUGUGA